Messenger RNA from Impatiens glandulifera, 1551 nucleotides. Its product is annotated as protein ECERIFERUM 26-like. The record is from RefSeq and is a predicted model, not a curated record. Gene Ontology annotation, molecular function: acyltransferase activity, transferring groups other than amino-acyl groups. The coding region runs from base 46 to 1344 and encodes 432 amino acids. The transcript has 2 exons. Lineage: Eukaryota; Viridiplantae; Streptophyta; Magnoliopsida; Ericales; Balsaminaceae.
UCUUUCCAUUUGCAACAUCAAUCAUAUUUUCACUCACUCUCACUCAUGGUGUCCGAAGACCUAAUAUAUGGGAUGAAACUAUCGUCGGUGGGGCCUGGGAGGGUCUCGGGUCAAGACCGAACCCACGAGCCGACCAACAUGGACUUAGCCAUGAAACUUCACUACUUGAGAGGAGUGUACUACUUCAAUGAAUCUGCCUUUGAGGGUGUCAAAGUGCAAAACUUGAAGGAUCCAAUGUUCACAUGGUUCAACCAUUUCUACACCACCUGCGGCCGGUUCAGGCGGGACGAGUCCACUGGCCGACCCUAUAUCAAGUGCAACGAUUGCGGUGUCCGUUUCAUCGAGGCCAAGUGCACCAAAACGCUCGAUGAAUGGUUCUUGAUCAAGAGUAAUGAUGCUUCCAUUGAGAAGCUGCUUGUUUCAAACCAAGUUCUUGGCCCUCAACUCGUUUUCUCUCCACUUAUCCUUGUUCAGUUCACUUGGUUCAGAUGUGGGGGAGUCUCACUGGGCCUAAGCUGGGCCCAUGUUAUUGGGGACGCAUUUGCAGCCAUUGAUUGCAUGAACGCAUGGGGACGAGUUACCAUGUCCAUUCCGCUGACCACCCUCAACGAACCACAAAACCACAUCAGGUCCAACCCUUCUAAAAGCCCACUAGAACAGCCCGUAGAGCCAUUAUCGGCCAGGAGGGUAGUAAGCCCAGUUGGAGACCAUUGGAUUAUCGCCAACAAAGGCGAGAUGAAAAUGUUCUCCCUGCGUAUCACAUCCCAACAGUUGAGUGACUUAAAAUCAAGGGUAAGUGACCUUAAAGGCAAUAAUCCACUUCCACCAUUUGAGUCCCUAUGUGCCAUCAUAUGGAAAUGUGUGGGCCAAGUUAGAAAUGGGCCUGGGCCCAAUUUGGUGACUAUUUGUAGAAACGACCCAUCGAAAAGAAAAACCGGUAUUUUGAGCAACGGACAAUCUAUCAGGAUUGUGAAGGCCCAUUACGAUAUAUCAGAAGCCCAUCCCGGAGAACUCGCACUACUGUUACUAAAUCAAUCCAAUGAUGAACGAUACCUUAUUGAAGAAUCGAUGGAGAGAGGCAAAGGCACGACUGACUUUAUUGUGUACGGAGCAAACCUAACCUUUGUGGACUUGGUAGAUGCUGAUCUAUAUGGGCUGGAAACAAGAGGUCACAGGCCCAUUAGUGCGAAUUAUUUUAUCGAUGGUGUUGGAGAUGAUGGGUCGGUUUUAGUACUUCCUGGGCCUAGAGAUGGUGAGGGUGGAGUAGUAGUGAAUGCUGUCUUCCCAGAAGCUUAUAUUUGGGAACUGAGAUCUGAGCUAAAGAAAGAGUGGUCCAUAUGCUAAAUCACAUCACUUGGUUAAUCCCUCAUAGCUUCGAGGAAUGAAUUUGUGGUGUCGUUAUCAAAAAUAAAAAAUUAAUGUUGUCUUGUGAUAUGUUGGAUGGAUUGAAUUAUUUGAUGAAAUGAGUAUCCCUUUUAUUUAUCUUUAAUCAUUAGUUAAAGAAUAAUGAAUGGCCUCUAUCCCAAAAUGAGGUUAACACAACAACCUUCA